AGCCCUUCAAACCCUGCACAGGAAGAGAAUAAGGGUCAGGAGGACGACGUUUCGGGAUCAUUUUCGUUAAUUUUUGACAUGUCCAAGGCAAAUGUGGACUACGGUUUAGUGAUGUGUGGUUAGCUCGAUGUUUUGCCCAGUUCCCAGCUUCGUUUUCUCGUGAGACAUUUCACACGGUAUGAUGGAAAAAAUAACGUAACAGCUGGGCGUGUUUACGUCGGAUAACUACAGUACAGCUCUGAUGUAGCUGUGUUCAUCUGGACUACAGCGGCUUCACAGGUGAAAUAAGAGACAGCCAUCACUUCAACAUCACAGUCAGCCUCAGCCAGUUCUCUUACCCAUCAUACAAGUAGCUGCUCAAUGCCUAAUACAUCAGAAGGUCAAGGAGCAAACCUAUCUGGGCCAGCAGAACCGUCAGGGCUGCAAAGGACCACUGAUGGGGAGGAGGAACACAGUCUGAUCAGCUCCCUCGCCCGGGACGCUGCCAGAGUAAGGAGGGCUUCGAGCGCUGAGCUCCACCUGCCUUGGACCUGCCCGGUCACACACUCCCGAGAGAAGUUCUACACAGUCUGCUCUGAUUAUGCUCUGCUCAACCAGGCUGCCUCGGUGUACUGUCCCCCAAACACAGCCAGGGACAUGGUCCAGAACAAGCAGGAUGAAGGGGCCUCGCUGGUGAAACCCAAACCCUCAGGUGACUUCAGCGCUGGUCAGACUGGAGGGGCCCAUGUGGGAUCAGACGGGGACUGUGAUAUGGAAGAAGUGCCCUGUGGAAACACAAAGCCUAUUUUGGCCUGGGAGAUUGAUACAGCAGACUUUGAUGCUGUGCUAACUAGAAAAACAAGAACAAGCAAUGUGAAGAAAUGCAGCACCAAGAAGAUGAAGUCAUCAGACAGACCCAGCCGAAACCUGCAAGAUGUCCCCCCUCAUGCCUCACUGGAGGAGAUCAAACAGAGAAAAGUGUUCGACCUCAGAAGAUGGUAUUGCAUCAGCCGGCCUCAGUACAAGACUUCAUGUGGAAUCUCUUCUUUGGUGUCCUGCUGGAACUUCCUAUACAGCACUCUGGGUGCAGGAAGCCUUCCUCCCAUCUCUCAGGAGGAGGCUCUGCAUAUUCUGGGGUUUCAGCCACCUUUUGAAGAAAUCAAGUUUGGUCCUUUCACUGGGAACGCUACUCUAAUGCGGUGGUUCAGACAAAUCAAUGACAAUUUCCGAGUGCGAGGUUGCUCCUACAUUUUGUACAAACCACAUGGGAAACACAAGACCGCAGGAGAAACAGCUGAAGGAGCGUUGAUGAAACUGACACAAGGGCUGAAGGAUGAGUCUAUGGCCUAUAUUUACCACUGCCAGAACCACUACUUCUGCCCAGUGGGCUUUGAAGCCACGCCACUCAAAGCAGCAAAGGCUUAUAGGGGCCCUCUUCCCACAAAUGAAAUGGAGCACUGGAUCCUAAUUGGUGAACCUAGUAGGAAACACCCAGCUAUUCACUGUAAAAAAUGGCAGGACAUCGUGACUGACCUCAACACACAAAAUCCAGAGUACCUGGACAUUCGUCACACAGAGAGGGGGAUUCAGCGCCGCAAAACCAAAAAGGUCGGUGGCAACCUGCACUGCAUCAUGGCCUUCCAGAGGGUGAACUGGCAGAAGCUUGGUCCUUGGGCUCUGAAUUUGGAGAACCUGCGCCACGACUUCCACCACUCCAGCACAGAGCGGGCCCACGGACGCAGCUCAGACGACACAGAGGAGAGGACGUCCACCAAGCGCCUGGCCCACCUGGGACGCUCACACAGUAUGGGAAGUCAGAAAGACACCAGCUGGAAACGGCUGUCCAACACUACAGAGUACAGACAGAAGAGCUCCCCUGACAGCGAUCUCGAAGAGGACAUCACAGACUGAAAAGGUUUAUUAGGCCACACAUGGGGAGGACAAAAUUACAAACAUUAUAACACAGUAUAGUAGCCUUAAGAUACAUUUAAAGAAAAGGUCUGGGGUUACUCUAUAUUUUACUGUCAACAAAAGACCAAAACAAACGAUGUGUUAGCUCAUCUGUCUGUACUUUCUGACCUCUUAAAUCCAAGCCCAUUGGUUCCUAAUAAAUAUAUAGGUCUUUAAAUAUACAUCACACAUAUAUAGUUUCAUGUUUUAAAAGGGCAAAAUAAUGUCCUAACACAGCUGGGCACUGUAGUUAUUAGCACCAACAUUUUAAGGAGAGUAAAUUGUGAAUUUGUUGGGGACUAUUUUCAGUGGAUGAUUAAUACACAGUGCUCUAAUAUUUCUUGAAGCAUGAUGGUAUUUGUGGGAUUAUUUCAAAAUAAACUACGGUGUCCAUGUUCAUUAUAAUGAAGGAACAUGUCACCCAGUGCAACAGUGUGGCUCACUGAUGUUUUUUCAACAUAUCUGGCCAAUAAUAGAGCUCUGUGGCCCAGAGUCACAUACACGCACAGUACUUGUUAGUAGGACACAUACAUUGUUGGUUGUGGUCUUUUCAUGGGAUUUGUUAAUAAGAAGAAAAUUAUAGAAUAUCACCAGACUUUUCCUUUAAUAUUGGUGAAUUAGUGCCAGAUUUAGAUUCAACUCAACAGGCAUUUUGAGACCAUAACAUAGUUUGCAGAGCUUUUAAUCAAGUAUUCUGUUGAAUAUGGUGUUGGUUUCUACUGUUCCUAUUCGUCCUCAUGAUUUUAAAUGAUACAUUUAUGUCAUUUAGCAAUGUCUAGACUGCAACUGAUGAGCCAGCAACUGCUAUAAAUCACAAUUACACAGGCAGCUACACAAGAGAGCCACAUCAAAUUGAUUAUUAAUUAACAGUGUGUGACAGUUUUAUUCGUGAUCUGAAUGUCUUUGUAAGUCAACUUUAGAGGCAGCAUAUGGCACACUGCAGGCACACAGGAUGGAUAGCUGCUGUCUUGAUUGCUUGAGCAUCGGUUUCAAACAGGAAAUUCUUAAAAUCAUGAUGGCAAACUGCAAACAGAGGAAAGCUUCAGUGACAGCAGUCUUAAUACAACAUUUUCUGAGCAAAACAUCAAACUAUGGCUUCAAAAAUGAACAUUGAGUUAAAUCAGCGUUUCUUACAGUUUUAAAAACUGAAUGGCAACAUGAGCUUCAAAUGGUUGCCCCAUUGUAAGGUGUUUCUUUUAUUUUGUCCACCCAUGUAUUUAAACCAAAAGUGGGAGAUGAGGUGUUUUCAUGUUACCGUCACACUACAGGAUUGUUUUCAUUUCAUCCAAAUAUUAAUCACAAACACAUUUCUCUGAAUUGAAUUAUGUUUAAAUCACACCAUCUUUAAUUCACUGCACUGAUCCUGUAAGAGUGUACAUUAUAUUCAACUAGCGCUGUCUAGGAAACACACGACAAUGACACCUUUGCUGUAAAUUCUGUUCAAUGAUGAUACACCUCCAUAUUUCACUGUACAUGUAGAAUAAGUGGACUUGUUUUGCGCCUGAUGUACAGUGGUUAGUUCAGUGGAAAUGCUGUCCAGUCAAAGUGUUGUGAAAGCAGCUGACAUUUUGUUGUGCUUUGUGAAACCUACAGUAAGACUGUUGUGUAGAUGAUCCCAGUUUUUAAAAGACAGGAACUGUACAGAAGUGAUAGUGGAAUCCCUCAUUCACUCAGAAACAAAAUGUGAACCACAGAAAGUCAAGACUGCAUGGUUUAUCUUCAUGUUUAUGUACAGACAUAAUUUGUUCUUACACUUUUCUUUGCACCUUUGUGGUGUCAUCUGUCUUUGACCCAACACAGAUGUCAUUGUGUACUCAUGUGAAUUUGAUGUAGUGGUUUAUUUAUUUAUUUUACAAUAAAUUAAGAUUUUUAUAAA
Lates calcarifer (barramundi perch) is the source of this 3805-nucleotide messenger RNA. RefSeq names its product basic immunoglobulin-like variable motif-containing protein. Gene Ontology annotation, biological process: nucleotide-excision repair. Lineage: Eukaryota; Metazoa; Chordata; Actinopteri; Centropomidae. The coding region runs from base 361 to 1890 and encodes 509 amino acids. Gene Ontology annotation, molecular function: DNA endonuclease activity; single-stranded DNA binding. The transcript has 10 exons. The record is from RefSeq and is a predicted model, not a curated record. Gene Ontology annotation, cellular component: nucleus.